AUGUUAUUAUAGAAUAUUAAGUAUGAUAUUUAUGAUCCAAUUGAACAAUUUUUAGAUACAAGAUACAAAUUUUUUGGACUCAACUAAUUCUUAUCUAUAAAAAUGAUAACACAAUUAGAAUAAAAUUAAUUAGUAUUAUUUCCUAAUUCAAAUAUGGAUAAAGAAUAAGAAUUCUAAUCCUUUUUUUAAAAUAAUUAUACAUCUUCUAAUCUUUUGUUACAUUUUAUGAUAUACAGUAAUUGUAAUCUUUAUACUUCGAAAGUUAUUAGUACAUAUCAAAAAAAUUAGGGAGCUAAAGAAAUACAACUUUUAGAAUUGGAGGAGUUUUCCAUAUGCUAAACUAUCAAUAAGACUAUAAAUUAGCGUUUAUAAUACGAUCAUUUGUAAUAGAGAGUGCUUAUUUUUACUAUUCCUAUAAAAAUUUAAUUCCAUUUUUAUAGGAAUAGUAAAAAUAAAGUUUUCAUGAUAUUUUAUACUUUUUUUCAUAAAUACUCUGAUUAAUUAAAAAUUUAUGUUUAUUUUUAUGAAUGCUUUUUUUCACUUUCUUAUUAUUACUUUAAUUGGUUAUUUAUUAUAUCUAAUAAAAUAACCAAGAUCGAUAAAUAAAAUUUUAAGUUUAUCCGACUUAAAUUAUUAUAAAAUCAUAUUAAUACCAAUUAUAACUAUUUAUAUUAAUAUAUAUUAGAAAGCUAAAAAGAAAUUGAUACUUCACAAUUUAGAAUUUUAUUUAAGGAGUAAUCUUUUUAUGUAGUAUCAUAGUAAUUUUAAGAAUAAAUUACUUGA
Messenger RNA from Paramecium primaurelia, 783 nucleotides. Lineage: Eukaryota; Ciliophora; Oligohymenophorea; Peniculida; Parameciidae. The record is from the annotation of a GenBank genome assembly.